Molecule: messenger RNA, 8391 nt
Organism: Gryllus bimaculatus (two-spotted cricket)
Lineage: Eukaryota; Metazoa; Arthropoda; Insecta; Orthoptera; Gryllidae
Source: the annotation of a GenBank genome assembly
UUUUCAAUUUCUUGUUUUCAAUGAAUACCCUAAUUUAAUUGAGGAUCCAAAAGUGCCAAUAAUUAUAUUGUAUUGUAUUUACAUCUAAGAAUUUUAUUCUUUAAUUCCAAGGUAUGUCAUUUCGAUAGAGCAAGGCAUUUUAGGAUAUAAAGGAAAUUUAUCUUAAUAUUGGUAUGCAGAAAGGAACUUUUGCAAUGAAACUCCAUUACAACAAUAACGGAAAACUUUAAUUACAAGCAAAGCAUUUGAUGACAUGGUAUGCCAUGGUGAUCUUGCUGAAAGCCCAAAGAAAUAUUGUCAUACAGGUGAGGGGAAAAUUCUCCAAACUAGUCAGUAUCAUGUGCUCAAUACACUUGCCAAGACCUACGACCUUGACCUAUAUAUUUUAUCACAUCUUCAGCAUUGGGUAAGCAUGGACUAUUUGGUCACAGUACUAGUUUUCAGUGUUUCAGCAACAUGCUUCCUCUCAAUUCCCCUGCAGGGGUGUCUACAUCACCAGACCUUGUGGCAGUGCAUGUUGAUUUUACAGGUAACUAGUGGCAUUUAUGUUUCUGAGUUGCAUAUCUUGCAAUUUCUAAGAACAAUGUUUCACAUUUUAUAAGUCAGGCUUCCUAUGCCUAGUAUAACGAUUUUUUUUGGAUAAUUUUAAACUUAAAAAUUCUGGGAGGGGACAAACUUUAUUCUUCACUGAUAUUAUGAAGAGCAAUAAAAUCAAAGUUCGAGUAACUUUAUUCAUUACACGUUACUUGACCCUCCAUUACAUGUAUUUACUCUCCCAUGCUCAAAGAAACAAAUUCUCUGCAAGAUAAAAAAUGGGCUUUCAACACAAAUUAUCACACACAUUAAUUCCAAAAUAAAAAAGGAUAAAUCAGUACUGCCACAAACCAACAAACAUGGUAAUUACAGUUCAACACAUUAAGUAAUAUAAAGUACACAAAACUGACCAAUGUUUGAUGGUAUGGCACCCUUAAGACCAACCAAUAAUAGUAUCUACCUCAUGUAAAAUAUACAAGAUGCACAACAAAUAUAUUUAACAAACAGCUUUCCCUCUUGUAGAUCUAAUUUACACUUUGAUCCUGAAGGCAUACUUUUUUUAACAUGUGUUAGCACAUAUACAAAUACAAGAUGUUCAACCACACUAAGCAGCAGCAUCUCACAAUUCACGGAGCAUUUUUGCAAACACAUCAUAACAAUGUUUACAAUAUUUGUAAAUAACUUCAAUUUCCCAGUAUUUUACAAAGAUAUUAUGUUUACGUCCAGAUUUUGACUGGAACAAUAUAAGGCCAAAUCAUAAACAGGACAGCUAUGCCACGGGUAAUAUAUAUUUUUACAGUAAUGAACCCUGAACAGGUUAAUGAUUGGAUGAAGAGCUUACAGUUAGCAACUUAAUUCUAACCUAAUAAGAGUCCAAUGCAAAAUGGAAGCAUCAUUGAUAACCUAAAAAAUUAUGUGACUUGAGAUUAAUUAUACAUUUAUAACAUUCUUGCAAUAAUGAUUACACCAGAGUUCAUCAUCAAUGGACACUGCACUUCAAUGAGGCAGCAUGCAGUAAGAGCUGACCAUAUAUCAUAGAAGCUAUGCACUGGGUAUAUAUAAAGGUGUCUACAGGGUAGUUAAAUGUACAGCUUGCCAGUCAGAGUACUUAACUAACGCAGUUAAAUUAUACAACUUACCAGUCACAGUACAUAACUAAUGUUUAUAUUAUACUGCAAUAUUAUUCAUGAAUCAGCUAGUUACUCUGCUAAUAUUACUUCAUAACUGACCUUUAAUAUAUAUUGCAACUAUCUGAUUCAUAUGUACUGCAUAGAUGGCAGCAACUGACACAAGAAGCCUUUAUUCUUAGUAUAUAAUAAUUAAAUAUACUACCAGAAGAAUUUGGUAAUUCAGCUGGCAGUAAAAUUGCAUGCCCUGUUUACUGCAGCAUGCUUCUGCAAGUCAAUUACAAGCAAAAGCCCUCUAUUUAGCACUUAUUAACAUCUGGUGGAGUAAGAAGAAAUUCAUCAGCACGCUUGUGAUCAUUAAGUGCUUUCAUUGUGUAUGUAUCACAAGGGAGUUCAGAUUUUCGCCGGAGAAAUGGUUUAUCUUUAUUUCGCACUUUCUGAACCUCUCUAGCUUCAGCUUCUAAUUUUUCGUAGGUAAUAUCAAGAGCUGCAUCAUCUCCAGGAGACCCCAAAUCCCCCAUGCUAUUAUCAAUGCUAUUUGUACGUGAUGGAGCAUACCCAGGAUUUCGCAUUGCUAACACUUCCACCUGAGACCAUGCUUCAUCCCGAUCUCUCUGACGUUCUUUCUCUUUUUGUCGUUCUUGUUUAUACUGCUGUGUACAUUCAUCAAAUAAUUUUUGAUUCAUUUCCAUAAACAAUUUUAGUGCAUUAUAUAUCAAACCAUGAAUAGUUUUAUUCCAAUGAGACUUUGAAUUGUGAUACAAAGAUGGAAACAUAAUGGGUAAAAUUUCAGCUGCAUUAUCACUAAUCAGAGACAUAAUAUAUUCAUUGUUCCAAUAAUACAAUGCUCUUUCUGCCACCUGAAAAUGAGGGCUAGAUACACAUUUGGCCAGCUGUCUAAACAAUGGAUCAAUAACUUUCUGAAAUUCUGCAGGUUCAAUAACAUCAAGUAUUUCUUCAAGUUCAUUAAGAAACAUUACUUCCUUAGGAGAAUGGGUUUUAGGCCAAAAUUUUAGUAAUGAUUUUAUAACUGGUUCAGUGAGCAAAGGAUCUUUUUCUAAAAACUGAACAACACAAUAUGCUAACUGUGGAUGAUACACCGAUAAUGACUUCACUUUAUGUAAAGGUAAAAGAACCUUUAACAGAAAUACUUUAUGUUCCUCUUUGAGUGGUAAGGCAAAACCAUUAAUAAUGCUACCCAAAAUUUCCAAGAGUUCUGCUAUUCCAUUGUGAUGUUCAGUUUCAUAUAUAAAGCGAUAAAAAAUAUUAUUUAUUUGUUUUCUUAUGUAGGCUCUUAAUCCAAGAAAUUUACCAUAAAUUCUAUGUAAUGUAGUCUUAAGAAAAUCCCUUUCACGAGGAUCUUCAGAAUCAAAGAGCUCUAACAAUUGCAAAACAAAUUUCUGAUCAAUGUGCCUUUUAGCAAUAUUGGGUUGAAAAUCUGGUGAUUCUAAAAAUCGCAGAAAAAAUUCAUAUACCAAUUGCAGAUGUGGCCAUGCAGCUUCCAGAGUCGGUUCAUCUUCUUCUGGAUCAAAUUCAGCUCCGUUUGGAUUGCUCGAAGGUGGUAAGGUCCUGAAGAGAUUCACAGCAAACAUAGUUACUGCUUCUGGAUAAAUUGCUUCAGUGAUGACACCCCUUUGAGUGGUAACAAAUUCUACCAUUUCAUGUAAUGCGGCACGUUUUACUUCUUUCCAUUUUAAAUCAGAAAGUGGAUCAGCAACAAAGUCAAAUAAAACACAACACUGAUGGAUUUUCUGGAUAAAUAACUCCUCUCUUUCAUUGCUGGUAGCAUCCUUGAGUAAAGGCAGUUUCUGAAGCUCUCGAUUUUUGCUUAUGUUGAAUCUUGAAGAUGAUUGUCUCUUGUCUUUUUUAAUAUGAGGGGUACCAGGAGACUUGAUUUUAUUAAUCUGGGUGGGAGGUGGGACACUACCUCCUGGUGAUAAAAACUGUUGCUGCUGAGGUUGCGACGAAUUCGUAUUUAAUUUAUUCAUUUCGUCACCGUUGUCAACAUUAUCUUUACCGUUCUUUCCAUUACCAGUCUUUUUCGAUGGUUCUUUCUCCUUUUUCGGUUUGUUAGGCAUUUUGACGUCUCACGACAUACAACACUAGCACUAAUUGAAUAGUCAACUAUUGACUGUAGGUUACAUUAGCUGUACUGUGUUCACCGACGGGACUAGCGGUUACGAUGAAACUUGAUGAGCACUCAAAUACUUAAAAUUACUCUUCUUGCUUUUAGUUCAUAACGUUCACCGGAAGCGAUUAACUAUCGUGCAGCCCUACAAUAAGGCCAUUAAUGAACGCCACUGUUCGCUGCUACUCUUUAAGCACGUGCAAUAAAUGAAAGGCUGAAUUCGCCAGAUAAGAACAAAUAAUCUGUUAGCACACUUCAGCACAAGUAUAUUAUUUCAUACACAUGUAAACUCCUCGCAGAUUCAACACUUCUCACUUAUACCAUCUCCAUACUCUCUGCUACUAACAAGUCAAAACAGUGACGACACCGAUGAGCUAAAAUGAUGGAGGCUUCUACUAGGAAGAACUAAGGGACAGGCGACACGAGUAACAUUCGUCCUUUUCUUUGCCGACGAACUCAUAUCGAUUGUUCUUUUCUUUAUACGACAUAGUAAAAUAAAGUUAAAUCUUCAAGGCCAAAAUAAGGAAUUAUCCUGACAGCUUGGUUUACUCCAUUGCCAACAAGUUCAUCCCUAAACAACGGUCAUUACUUGCAUCCAGAAAAUCAUGUGCUGUUGGUUUCUGUUGGUAACUGACCCGGUCAAGUUGGCCAGCGCCUCCAAUGGAGGGCAAUAUAAUUCAUCGUUUGUAGAUAAGGAUUACGAAGGUGUACAUCAUAGCGUCCAAUUUGAUACAAUUCAUUUCUCUUCUAUGUUUACAAAUAAUUGCUAUAUUUAAUACUCACGCAAAUAUCGAAGGGAUGCAUAGUAAAAAUUAUUUAUUUUAGGUUGGAUUGACGAGUGAGAACAAAUUGUGGAACAUCCAUGCGGCUUACAGUAUAUAUUACGACUGCGCACAAGUGGCAUUUCGCUUCCGCGCACAAUUGUUUCGGUUUAUUUGCAAGAGUCCUAGCAUCGACAGCUACCUAACUUGUAUAAUCAGUUUCACGUGUCGAGAUUGUCAACUCAUUUUCAUAAAAGCGAAGUGACGCACAUCUUUAUCUCAUAAUCUGGUUAUAUCGUUGCAUAUCAAAUCCAGAAUUUAGAAUUAAUGUAAUUGUGGUAAAGUUUUCGACUUUGUGUUGGAUGACAAAUGUUCAUUAAAGUAUUAGUGUCGGUUGUGCCAUGAUCCGUACUUUUUAUAUUAUAAUACUUUCCUAAUCAGACCUUUUCCUGAAAUGUUUGGUAGGUAAAAAAAGUUAAUUUUUAUAACAAAUUACGGGGAUUUUUCGUACUAAAAAUUCACAUUUUGAAAAGUUGACUGAAUAUUUCGUCUAAAUUCGUAAUUCUGUGAAGAAAAGUGUCAAGAAAAGGACUGAUUCGCCUAUUUGUCAAAGAGUAAACUUAUAAUUCUAUUAGUUGAUUUUUGAAAGCCGAUAUAAAUAUUCGGCAAAAUUGGGAGUGGGGGGGGGGAAUGAAUCUGGCUCGGAUAUAAACGGUGCAGUGCCGUAUCCAAUAGUAAACUAGUUUAGUAGUACGCUGGAGAUGGUACACUGGUCGGGACUUGACACAUCAUGGCAACACGAUUGUGUAAAUUCUUCGUGAUUCGCAGGACUGACAAAGUGCGAACAACAGCGAAUCAAAUCCGCGUGAUUAGCUCGUGGUUGAAGGCAGUCUAAUAUUUAACGUAUUAUUGUGCUUUUUUGCAGUGAAUCAGCUUAUGAACUCAUCAAUUUGACAUGAUGGGAACUCAGAGUACAGAAGGUGAUGUUCCUGUGCAAUGUUUUGAGAUAACCUCUAGCUUUCCUACGUCCAGGAGUUCCUCGAGUUACAUCAUGCACGAAAGUCCGUUUCCAAUCCUCAUCCGCCAAUCUGAAAUACGAUAUAGAAGUGGUGUGAACAGAAAUAUUUAUUCUAUCCCAAGAAUUAGUUCACCCCAACUUCUUCAGAAUAAUGUUGUAGAGAACAAUUGUUAUGAACCAAAGAUUCACACCCCAAAUCACCAUGGAACAAGUACUCGUCAAGCAGUUGCAACCGUUAUUACAAUAUUUGUUGUGUCUUUACUUGCCCUGUUGUAUAUCUACAUGAAGUUUCCUGAACUUCAAGAAAGCGAACAACAGCACCUUAAAAUUCCAUGGGAUAUUGAAGAUGCAAAGCGCUUAGGGCAAGUCUUGGAUCGAUACAAAGAAAAAUACUACUUUGAAGUACUUUUAGCUGUAUUUGUAACAUAUAUUUUUCUUCAGACAUUCGCCAUUCCAGGAUCUAUAUCAUUGUCCAUUCUUUCCGGAUUCCUCUUUCCCUUUCCUCUUGCUUUGGUGUUGGUAUGUUUUUGCUCAGCAACUGGUGCCUCACUCUGUUAUCUACUUUCAUACUUUCUUGGGAGAAGAAUAGUAUACAAGUAUUUUCCUGAAAAAGCAUCCCAAUGGGCUGCAGUGGUCAACAAGCAUAGAAGUAACCUGCUCAAUUACCUGUUAUUUUUGCGUGUUACACCAUUUCUCCCCAACUGGUUUAUUAAUAUUGUAUCACCUGUAAUUGAUGUACCUUUGUUUCCAUUCUGGCUGGGAACUUUUUUUGGUGUUGCUCCUCCUUCGUUUGUUGCAAUCCAAGCUGGUCAGACUUUGUACAAGUUGUCUGCAUCUAGUGAUGCAUGGUCUUGGACAUCUGUAAUUUUAUUAGCGGUGUUCGCAAUCCUGUCAUUAGUUCCUGUUCUAUUGAAGAAACAGUUGAGAGAUAAAUUUGAAUAGUUGAAUAGUCCUUAAAAAGUUUCAAGUUUGAUAAUGUGAGCAGUAAGAUCUUAUGUACAAAUCUUAUAAGUGGUGUUAUGUACUUUAUUUAAAAUAUUAUUACCCUGUAUUUUUCUAUUUAUUCUCAUUUUGGAGCAAGUGUGCAAGUGUAUUCUAAUUGUGAUGAUAAGAUGUAUGAUAUUACUUGUAUCAAGAUAUUCAAUUAUUUAGCCAAUGCUCCAAAGACAGUGUUUUCAAAUAAGAAACUUGUGUGAAUAAAACUAUGUUGCAUGUUUCAAUUGGGGCCAAAGAUACUGUGAUACAGUUUACUUGUCCUUUUUAAAGGAAAAAAUGUAUGCGCUGUAGCGGAAUUGUGUUCUUUUGGCUACUUGUAUUUAUCACAUUCCUAUUGAGUAUGAAGAUCUAAAUUAUUUUGUUCUGUGAAGUGCUUUCAGGGUUGUGAACAUUUCAAUCCUGUGUGUCAUUGUAAUGAGUUCUAAAUAAUAUUCUUAAUGGUGUGAAAUUUUGCUGCUAGUGUACAUAACUAGUCAUUGACACUGCUGGUGCAAUUAAUAUGUGGUGCUUUGACAAAAGAGACAAUAUUUAAUCUGUGUGUCCAUACACAUGUAUUUUAUACAUUUUCAUAAAUGUUUUCAGUAUUUGGCCUUGUCAUUCCAUUAUCUAGUUAUUAUUAAUUCAAAAUCUCGUAUGCUAUAUUUUGUUAGUGCCUAAGUAGAAUAUUUUUGUUACUCAGUUAAGGAGCAGUGACGACUUCUUGCCAGCUAUUCCUUUUCACCCACUUAUAUUUUAUCAUCAGAGAUCAUGAUAACAAAAUUUUGGUGAUGAUAGUGAGAGACUAAUUUAGUAAACUCAUUUACAUUUUAUGUUCUAAUUUAUUUUCAUUGGAACAGCAUUUGUAAGUUUCGAAUAUUAUUUGAAGUUAUGUUAAAUUAACCUGUUUAGAAACCACACAUGCAGUUAUCUGAAUAUUUCUAUGAAUUUUUCAGUGCAGUAAAUGAUAUAAAUAGGUAAAUGGAGCAUUUUCAAAAUGUUUACUAGUAUAUUUGAAAAAACAAAAAACUUAGUGUCAUUGAAAACUUAUAGGCAAGUUUCUUUCUGGUAAAAGAAACGUCACUAGUGCCUUACUUCACUUCAUUAGAUACUGACAGUGAGUGCCUUAGUAAUGUUUACUCUUCACAUUUCAAAUAUUGCAAAUGGUUAAUGCUUUUAAGCAUUGUGGAAUAUUAAUUUUAUGCAUUUUUAAAUGUACCACUUUUUGUAUGUAUAAUUUUUAAUAAUUCUUAUUGUUUUGUUGUGUUAUUAAAAGAAUUGUUACAUGUUGUUUUCAAUCUGUUUUCUUAUGGAAUGUGCACUUGAAUUAUAAUGUAAUAUCUGAAACCAUUUUCUUAUGUGAUGCUUCUGCACCCUUUGUACUGAUUUCAACUAAUGCUAAAUAUACAAACUAUUCCCUCAAUCCAUUUCUUUUUUGGAAGAAAAAAUAUAUAAUUACUUUGGUCUCUUCUUGACCACCAUGUAGGCCUGAUGUAAAAACAAAAGUAGGUUAUAUCCUGUCUGUGGUAAAUGCUUAUUAAAAAUGUUAUUAACCAGAUUGUAUUAAGUACAUCAUGAAGUUUAAAUGUGGUGUUAAAAAAUUAACUGUUAUGUGCAAUUUGAAGAUAACCGGUGGCCAACUCAUAACUACUUGAUUCACAAAUACAUAAUAUUUGUAAAAAAUGCUAAGAAAAAGCAACAAACCUGGAAAAUUGUAUUUGUACUUUUUUUUAUUUUUAGGUUACCACUUGCGGUGCACUUUUAAACUGGUUUUUAGUGAUUAGACAAUACAUUACAGGUGUUUUCAUUGUGUGUCUCCAAGUACAAAUACUAUUAACAAAUUAAUUUCAC